This is a messenger RNA of Lucilia sericata (common green bottle fly), 5307 nucleotides long. RefSeq lists its product as uncharacterized. Gene Ontology annotation, biological process: proteolysis; DNA integration. The record is from RefSeq and is a predicted model, not a curated record. NCBI's taxonomy places the organism in Eukaryota, Metazoa, Arthropoda, Insecta, Diptera, Calliphoridae. The transcript has 3 exons. Gene Ontology annotation, molecular function: aspartic-type endopeptidase activity; nucleic acid binding; zinc ion binding. The annotation marks the transcript as partial.
AUGUCAUUGGAUCAAUUUAUUCGCUUUGCGGAUACCCUGGUCGAAUUCGAGGCUGACCUUAACAACAAUCAGUAUCCUGUGGAUUCGGUUCAUACCAUCGAAGUCCAUCGUGGUGAACUGAGAUCCAAUUGGAAUCGAGUUAAGAUAGCAUACGAUAACUUUUUGUCCGAUAUUGAGAAAGAAAGGGGCCAAACUGAAGAUCCAAUUGACGUAGAGUCUUUUAAGAUAAAAUACAAGAGUACAUAUACGACGUACUGUAAUUGUAUGAAAAAAUUGUCCGAAAUCUGUGAUGAGCUUCGUAUAGGGUCCUUGCCCCAUCCAGAGCUUUUAAUGCCAAACAUUUCUGCUCCUGCUAAUCCUGUUCCUAAUAUCCCUGCUUCUUCUAGUGCGUCACGAGAGUUUCCUACUUCGUUUCCUUCCGAAUCUCAUAGUUUUCACUUGCCACCUGUUGAGAUCGAAACAUUUCAUGGUGAAUAUUCCUCCUGGCCCACCUUCCGAGACAUGUUUACCGCAGUCGUAUCCAACUCUCGGGCAAGCAAUGUCGAGAAGUUAUUCUUCUUAACGCGGAAAACCACAGGUGAGGCCAGAGAAAUCGUUCAAAAAAGUCCCUUAACAAAUCAAGGUUUCGACUUGGCAUGGAACAAUUUGUGUUUGCGAUAUGAGAACCGAAGGAUAUUGGUUAAUGGUCAAUUAAAGAUCUUGUUUAACCUAAAGGCUUCUCAUUCCGAAUCAGGAAACUCUCUGAAACAAUUACAAAGAGAUAUAAAUUCUUGUAUCUCUAUCCUGAAACUUUAUAAUAUAGAUGUCGGAAGUUGGGAUCCUAUAUUCGUAUUCAUAUGUACGAGUAAACUGCCAGAGAACACCUUGACACUGUGGGAACAACAGUUAAAGGAUAAAACUUCCAUUCCAAAGUGGUUAGAAUUAGACGAAUUUUUAACUAAUCGCUACAGGACUCUAGAAUCUGUUUCCGAGAUUCGUGGUUCAAGCAGUUCUAAAAAUAAUGAUCCGAAACCCCAAAAUAUGUCUAUUUCAAAUUCGAAUAAAAAAAUUCACAGCUUUCAGACUAAUGUAUCUCUUCCAAAGUGUCAAUUGUGUCCUAAAGAAGAACAUACCAUACGUAAAUGUCCUAAGUUUUUAAAAAUGAGUUAUCAACAACGCCUUAACGAAAUCAAGAAGGAGAGUAUGUGUCUGAAUUGCUUUUCAAAAACGCAUAGUGUCAGAAACUGCACUAGCAAGCAUACUUGUUUCAAAUGCAAAAAAAGACACAAUACUCUUCUGCAUAAGGAAGAUGAUAACUCUAAUUCUUUUCACCAUGGUCCAAGUUCCAGUUCGACACUCAAUCCUACUUCGGCCGCCUUUUCCCCUUCAAAUUCAGGUCCAAUACAGUCCAUUAAUACUUCAACUUCAGGCCAAGUUCAAUCUUGUUUCGCUUCGAAUUCAACGAGUGUUUUACUUGGAACAGCGUGGGUGAAUAUACUCCAUUUAGGCACGAAAUAUCAGGUACGGGCACUAAUAGAUUCAGGUUCAGAGGGAACUUUUAUAUCCGAACGUCUUCUCAAUACCCAUAAGCUUCCCUCACACCCUACCAAUGCCCAGAUUUCGGGCCUGAAUAACACUAUUUCGGCAAAAGUUCAACGCCAAUGCUCUCUGGUACUAGGCUCUAACAUGGAUAGCGACAUCGCAAUUCCUAUCACAGCUCUUGUAGUUCCUCAUUUGUCCAAUAAUCUCCCCUCUCAGAACUAUUCCUUUUCAAGAUUUUCGAGUAUUCCAAAUAUACAAUUAGCGGAUCCUAAGUUCUAUUCCAGUUCGAAAAUUGACAUGCUGAUUGGUGGCGACAUAUUUCCAAUGAUUGUUCGUUCUGGGAUUAUACAUAAUGUUUGUGAAUCUCUUUUAGCUCAAGAAACCAUUUUUGGGUGGAUUCUUACUGGUCCGGUUUCUCGUCAUACCAAUCCAUGUCUUUCUAUUGUUUCACAUUUCUGCGAAAUUACCUUAGAUAAGGCAAUUUCGCGCUUCUGGGAGGUGGAGAAUCUUCCAAAGAAGAACUUUUUGUCUGCUUCUGAUCGGACAUGUGAAGAGCUAUACGUUCAAACAACGCGUAGGAAUUCAGAUGGUCGGUACAUUGUGUCGUUACCAUUCAAGGAUGGGUUUCCAGAGAAUCCAAACCUUGGCCAUUCUAGAUCCAGUGCAAUGGCACAAUUUCUUAGAAAUGAGGCUAGACUAAUUCGAAAUGCUGACCUUAAAUUGGAAUAUGACAAGGUUGUUCGUGAAUACGAAGAACUUGGACACAUGACCAAAGUAAAUUCUUCCAAUAUUAAUCAAAAUAAUGUGUAUUAUCUUCCUCACCAUGCUGUGGUUAAGCCUGAAAGCGUUACUACAAAGGUUCGCGUCGUUUUUAAUGCUUCGUCCCCAUCUUCCAAUGGAUUGAGUCUGAAUUCUGUCCUUCAUGUAGGUCCUAUUCUACAAAAUGAUCUCACUUUACUGAUUCUUAGGUGGCGAUUCUUUGAAUUUGUUUUCAAUGCCGAUAUUCAAAAAAUGUAUAGACAGAUAUUAGUUGACCCAAAACACACCCCAUACCAAAGAAUUCUAUUCCGCGAUACUCCAAAUAGUUCAAUUGGUGAUUACGAAUUGAAAACAGUCACCUUCGGCUUAAAUUGUGCUCCCUAUUUGGCAAUUCGUACGCUUCUACAACUUUCGGAUGAUGUUCGGGACGCUUUCCCCAUAGCAAGUUCAAUUCUCCGAAAAGCAAUGUAUGUGGACGAUGUUCUGGCCGGAGCUCAUUCAAAACGAGAUGCUAUUCUAGCGAAAAAUGAGCUAAUUCAUGCAUUACAAUCAGCUGGGUUCGAGCUGAGGAAAUGGACAUCUAACUCCGUGGAUAUAUUAGAGGAUCUUCCAAAGGAUCAUUUACUUCAUGAACAUUUUCUAAAAUUCGAAGAUAAUAGUUCGGCAAAAACGCUUGGAAUUCGAUGGAAUGCUCAUUCCGACGAGUUUUAUUUUGACGCAAAACAGUUCGAUAAGAUUUCUGCAUACACAAAAAGAGAAGUUCUCUCCAGAAUAGCAAAAUUGUUCGAUCCUGCUGGCUGGCUAGCGCCAUGUAUAGUUCUUGCUAAAAUUCUAAUGCAAAAAAUAUGGAUAGAUGGCACUGAUUGGGACGAGCAUCUAUUGCCGGAUACGCUCGGUCAGUGGAAGUCGUUCGAAGACAGUUAUUUGUCGAUCAAUUCCAUACGAAUUCCUCGAUGGAUUGGUUAUGUUCCCAAUUCUGAAGUCCAGUUCCACGGAUUUUGUGAUGCUUCAGAAAAGGCCUACGCAGCAGCAUUGUACAUUCGAAUAUCAACGAAUUCCUCGGUCCAAACAAGCUUAAUUUCAUCCAAAACCAAAGUUGCCCCAAUAAAGACUCUGUCCAUUCCGAGACUUGAGCUUUGUGGGGCUUUACUUCUAGCUGAGAUGAUUGAGAACCUCAUACCAAGCCUAGAUGUGGAGAACUAUACAAUCUCAUGUUGGACAGAUUCUAUAAUUGUGAUUUCCUGGCUGGCAAAACCACCAUGUAAUUGGCUCACUUUCGUUGCCAAUCGUGUUUCAAAAAUCAGCCAAAUAGUACCUUUUUCUAAAUGGAAUCAUAUAGUUUCUAAAGAAAAUCCAGCUGAUUUAGCAAGUCGUGGCAUUUCCCCUUUAGAAUUAAAAAACAGUGAACUGUGGUGGUUUGGCCCAUCAUGGCUUAAGAAUUCCACUUCUGAAUGGCCAAACCAACGUUUAUCCAGUAUUCCAGUUACUGAUUUAGAAGUCAAACCUGUUCGAGUUCACUUUACGUAUUUUUCCGACUUUGAUGAUUUGUUAGAAAGAUUUUCGUCUUUUCCUAGGGCUAUGCGUGUAAUGGCAUAUGUUUACAGGUUUUACUAUCGUACUCACCCAAGGUUUCGUUCGAAUUUCUACAGAGAUUCUACUCUGGUCACUAGUUCGGAGAUAGUUUCAAUUCGUGACAAACUUAUUUCAGUGUGUCAAAAGGCUGCGUUUCCAAAUGACUACCAGGCUCUUUGUUCUCGAAAAAAUCUUCCGAAAUCCAGCAGUAUUCUCAACCUAAACCCGUUCUUAGAUCCAGAAGGUUUAAUACGUUCUUGUGGUAGGCUAGAGUUUUCUUCUGAACUAUCAUAUAAUGAAAAGCAUCCGAUUAUUAUUCCAUACAAUUCCAAAUUUGCCAGACUUUUGGUACAGUUUAUUCACGAUAUAUCCUUACAUGGUGGAAACCAAUUAGUUCUUCGAGUCCUGCGGACACAAUAUUGGAUACCCAAGGCCAAAAAUCUUAUAAAGGCGACCAUCAACAAUUGUAAAACUUGCGUAAUUUAUAAGAAGCGCUGUCAACGACAGAUAAUGGCUGCUUUGCCAGCUGAACGUUGCGAAAUUAGCCGUCCUUUUACUCAUACAGGACUAGACUUCGCUGGUCCUUUCGACGUUAAGAGCUAUUCUGGUCGCGGUUGUCGCACUACAAAGGGAUAUGUCUGUGUAUUCGUCUGUUUUUCCACCAAGGCAAUUCACCUGGAGGCAACAUCCGACCUCUCCACUCCUGCCUUCCUAGCAGCAUUCAGCAGAUUCGUUUCACGUCGAGGAUGUCCUUUACAUCUUUAUUCUGAUAACGGGACUAACUUCGUUGGGGCAUCUAGAACUUUAGCUAAGGAAUUUCUUCAAACCACACAACAGCGCAUUCAAGCCAACUAUGCUCAUCAAAAUAUUACGUGGCACUUUAUUCCAGCAGGCGCCCCUCAUAUGGGUGGUUUAUGGGAGGCAGGAGUUAAAAGCUUCAAGUCCCAUUUCCGGAAAACGGCCGGUUGCUUCAAAUACACACACGAAGAAUUAUCCACACUACUUUCCAAAAUUGAGUCUUGCUUAAACUCCCGUCCGAUUUCUCCAAUGUCUACUGAUCCAGCAGACCUUUGCGCCCUUACUCCGGGUCAUUUUCUUAUAGGUCAAUCCUCGUCCAGACGUAAAGAAGAGGCCUUGCCACCAUCGACAUCAAAAUUUACAUCAAAAUCGACAUCGUUAACAUCCAUUCUGCGUCAGAAUACAUUGGUACUUUUACCAACCGUACUGGUAAAGGUCUCUUCUCAUCAUGCUAGGUGCUUACUGGACUCAGCAUCUACGGUUAGUCGCGUCUCAAAAGGAUUCGAUUCGAGUUCAAAAAUCGAGGGAACCUUUAGGGUAGAUAAUCGGAUAGCUCUCCGAACUCCAUCAGAAUCCCUUCCUGAACACUACAAAACCCAUUUUCGCGAUAUGUUCUUAGCCGAUUCCAAAUUCUAUGAAUCGGCUUCAAUUGAUAUG